UAGAGACACACAAUUGCAAACGUUGGCUCUAUUAAAGGAAUAGUGAUUUCGUCCAAGAAAUAUUCGACGAGCUAGCGCCUCGAUUACCUAUAACCUUAUAAGUUUUCGUAAGUAAAUGGCGUGUUUGUUGCAUGGGACGCUUUGUGUAACGAUAUAUGAUGUUGAUAAGCUGCACAAUAGAUCUAACUUGGAUUUUUGCAAUAAGGAUACGCCUCACAAAACGAAGAGAUUUCUAGCCCAAGUCAAGGCUUGUUUACUGUGUCGACCAGAGCUUGUUGGUACUAGAUUGUAUGCAACAGUUGAUUUAGAUAAAGCCAGAGUUGCAAGAACCAGAGUGAUACGACAUCACACUUCCAACCCCAAGUGGAACGAAACCUUUCACAUAUACUGUGCCCAUACGGUGUCACACAUUGUAUUCACAGUCAAAGAUGGAAAUCCUAUUGGAGCAACCCUGAUUGGAAGAGCUUCCGUCCCUGUAGAUCAAGUUCUAAAGGGGGACCCAAUCAACACACAAUUUCAAAUAUAUGAUGAAGACUCUCGUCCUAUACAAGGUGGCUCUAAAAUACAUGUCAAAAUACAAUUCGAUCAUGUGACCAAUGAUCCACACUGGUCUAGAGGAAUAAUGAGUGCAGAUUAUCCUGGAGUUCCUCAUGCAUUCCUCAACCAGAGAGAAAAUUGCAGAGUAACUUUAUACCAAGAUGCCCAUGUCCUUAAUGACUUCAUCAAGGUAUCUAUCCCACUGUCUGGGGGAAUUAGAUAUUAUAAUCCAGGAAGAUGUUGGGAGGACAUUUUCAAAGCCAUUUGCAAUGCUAAGCACUUAAUUUACAUAACUGGGUGGUCUGUUUACACUAAAAUAACCUUAACUAGGAACUAUGGGGAGCAAACCAUAACUCUAGGAGAGUUGCUUUUGAUGAAAGCAGAGGAAGGAGUGAAAGUGCUUAUGCUUAUUUGGGAUGACAGAACUUCUGAUAAUCUUAAAAAGGAGGGUUUGAUGGCAACCCAUGAUCAAGAAACAGCACAGUACUUUAGGAAUACUAAAGUACAAUGUAUCUUGUGCCCCAGAAAUCCUGAUGUUGGAAGGAGCAUAAUUCAAGGGCUUCAAACUUCAACUAUGUUCACUCACCACCAAAAGGCAAUAGUUGUUGAUAGUGACUUAUCUGGCAUUAAUGAAGGAUCAAAUGAAGAAACACGUAAAAGGAGUAUUGUAAGUUUUAUAGGCGGAAUUGAUCUGUGUGAUGGCCGAUAUGAUACACAUGAGCAUCCUUUGUUUUCAACUCUAAACACAAUCCAUCAAGAUGAUUUCCAUCAGCCAAACUUUUCAGGAGCUUCUAUUAAGAGAGGAGGUCCAAGAGAGCCCUGGCAUGACAUUCAUUGCAAACUAGAAGGACCUGUUGCUUGGGAUGUCUUAUACAAUUUUGAGCAAAGGUGGGAGAAGCAAGUCAGGAAGGGCCUCCUCAUACCUCUUUCCAUGCAUGAUCAAAUUCUUGUCUCUCCAUCUGAAAUAAAAGCAUUAGAAGACAAUGAGAAAUGGACUGUUCAGUUGUUUAGGUCCAUUGAUGGUGGUGCUGUUUCUGGGUUUCCAAAAGACCUAAAUGAAGCAGCUGAAUUAGGCCUUGUCAGUGGGAAAAAUAACAUUAUUGAUAGAAGCAUUCAGGAUGCUUACAUAAUUGCUAUUAGGCGAGCUAGGAAUUUCAUCUAUAUUGAAAACCAGUAUUUCCUAGGGAGCUCAUAUGGUUGGAAAGCAACUGAUAUAAAAGUUGAAGAUAUUGGGGCCCUGCAUCUUGUACCAAAGGAGCUAUCACUGAAGAUUGUGAGCAAGAUUAAAGCAAGGGAGAGGUUUGUUGUGUACAUUGUGAUCCCAAUGUGGCCUGAAGGUGAUCCUGAGAGUGCUUCAGUUCAAGCAAUAUUAGAUUGGCAAAGGAGGACAAUGGAGAUGAUGUAUAUUGAUAUAGUUGAAGCCAUUGAAGAAGUAGGAUCUAAAGCGGACCCCACAGAAUAUCUCACUUUUUUUUGCCUUGGGAAUAGAGAGGUAGAGAAACCUGGAGAAUAUGUUCCUCCAGAGAGACCAGUGCCUGGUAGUAACUAUGACAGAGCACAAAAAGCCAGGCGCUUCAUGAUCUAUGUUCAUUCAAAGAUGAUGAUAGUUGAUGAUGAGUAUAUAAUAGUUGGUUCAGCCAACAUAAACCAGAGAUCAAUGGAUGGAGGAAGAGACACAGAAAUUGCAAUGGGGGCAUUCCAGCCACACCAUCUAACAGAGGAGGAGAAUCGACCAAAAGGUCAGAUACAUGGAUUCAGAAGGGCAUUAUGGCUUGAGCAUCUUGGAGAUGUUGAUGCCGAAGUGUUGGACCGUCCAGAAAGUGAAGACUGUGUGAAGCUUGUGAACUAUGUUACUCAAGAGAACUGGAAAUUAUACACAAAGGAAACAUUUAGUGAGGCUGAUUCUAACAACUUUAAUCACCUCCUGCGCUACCCCGUUCACAUAACAAAAAGUGGGCAUGUAACUACCCUUGAAGGAUUUGAAUUCUUUACUGAUACCAAAGCUCGUAUUUUAGGUUCGAAAAGUGAUUACCUUCCUCCUAUCCUCACCACCUAGGUUAAACUCCUUAGGUAUCUUUUAUGUAUUGUUUAAACAAGUCAAUGUCAAAGAUUCCAUCAAGAGCAAACUGUUCAAGUUAUAAUAUCAUGCAAUAGAAUUUUAGUAACUAUAAA
Prosopis cineraria is the source of this 2709-nucleotide messenger RNA. RefSeq names its product phospholipase D alpha 1-like. The coding region runs from base 116 to 2593 and encodes 825 amino acids. Gene Ontology annotation, cellular component: plasma membrane. Gene Ontology annotation, biological process: phosphatidylcholine metabolic process; phospholipid catabolic process. The record is from RefSeq and is a predicted model, not a curated record. The transcript is spliced from 5 exons. Lineage: Eukaryota; Viridiplantae; Streptophyta; Magnoliopsida; Fabales; Fabaceae. Gene Ontology annotation, molecular function: calcium ion binding; D-type glycerophospholipase activity.